AUGGGUGUGUUGGGUGUGUUUGGUGUGUUUGGGUGUGUUUGGGUGUGUUGGGUGUGUUUGGGUGCUUUUUGUGUUCUGCUUCUCUUCACCUGCCGUCUGUUGCACAGACAAGUUGAAAACGAUCUGCUGUUAACAGGUUCAACUGAAUUUUCAAAAGAAGCUGAAAUGAGAAUAGAUUAUUUGAAUAUUGUGCUGAUGGGUAAAACUGGAGCAGGAAAGAGUGCUUCAGGAAACACAAUUCUGGGCAGAGAUGAGUUUGAAGUGAAUUUGUCUCCUGGAGCUGUGACCAGGAUCUGUAAAGCAUCACGUACAGAAAUAGAUGGACAAAACAUCCGUGUGAUCGACACAAUAGGACUCUCUGAUAAAUCAAUAAAGACUUCAGAUUCACAAAGUAAAAUAGAGCAGAUAUUUGAUUGUACAGAUUGUGGUAUUGAUGUGUUUCUGCUGGUGAUCAAAUUGAGUAAACUAAUCACAGAGGAGGACAUGAACAUUGUGAAAUGGAUCGAAGAGAACUUUGGAGAAAAGGCCUCAGAACACACAUUAGUGCUCUUUACUCAUGGAGAGGAAUUACAGGAGCCAAUUGAGGAAUAUCUGAGUCUACACGAAUCACUGAAGUCAGUAUUAAAACAGUGUUCAGGAAGAUAUCAUGUUUUUAAUAACAAAUCUGAAGAUCGCUCUCAAGUCACUGAACUUCUGAAAAAGAUUGAGUUACUGAAGAUGACGAAUGGAAGCAGGAGAUACACUGAACAGGACUAUAAGAAGACUCAGGAUAAAAUCCAACAUGAAGAAUGUCUUUCAGGAGCAGCAGCUGGAGGAGGAGAUGUGGGAACAUUAGGAGCAGCAGCAAUCGGAGCAGCAGGAGGUGCAGUUGUGGCAGCAGUUGGUGUAGGAAUGUUUUUUAUUUUCAGGAAAAUGUAAAAAUUCUAAAAAUGCUAAAAAUAAUAAAAUGACUGAACUCCCCAAAGUAAUACAUCAUGUUACAUCAGGGGAACUGGGGCUAGUUGUCACAAGGGCAAUUUCACAAGUUGUCUCUGGAGUAGGUACUCUAGAUUUUGAGUCAAAAACUCUUGCAGCAGUUUUGUAUGUUGUUUCAAACACUUAGUUCUCAAUAUAUUAUAUCAAAUAUUUGUAUGUAACAUUCACAGUCAAAUUCCAAUAUGAUCAUAUUUUGAGCUGUUAGGUGAACAAGUGAACACAAUAAAAUCACUGGUAUAAAUUCAGACAAGGUAGAAAAAUGAAGGUAGAUUCUAACCAAAAAUUGUACAGAUCUUUUGUCAGGAUGAGGGUAUUUUUCAUGAAUGUUAGUUUGGGGAAAGUUUUCACAUGAUGUUUUUAAUUUCAUACAAUUUACUAAUUACAAUAUUUGAUACUUGAUUAAAGUUAAAGUUUGUAAUUUCACAGACACAAGCGCCACCGAACGGUUUUCAAAUCAGCUGUCUGAAUUAGCCCCUUCUGCCAUUGAUCAAUCAAUGAGAUAGUCCCGCCCCCAACUAAUCCCAUUGGCUGAGUCAUUGUUAUUGUGUCUGUAAAACAAACAGAAGAAUCUUUACAGGACUCAGUGUUUACAGUUUUCAAUAUCAUUUACCUACAAAUGGAAAUUAAAGUUGUCUCUGCAUAGUAGGACGGGAUGUAGUUCAAUAUUUAAACAAUGAAAAUGUUCUUCAGCUUUAAGCAGUUUGGUACUAUUUAAGGAUCAUUUCUGUGCCUCAUAAUUAUUUUAGUCUAUUUAUGUGAUGUACUCUUCAUAAAUAUUCUAUUAUCAGAUAUAUAUUUGUGAAGUUGUGUAAUAAGCAUUAUUUUACUUUCUGGCUGAUCACAUUAUACUUUACAUAAUUCUUUCACCUGCUCUAAAGAGACUUUAUUUAUCAUCAAUAUCAUAUAUAUUGCAUUAUUUAUCAUCCCAGUGGAUGUGUCAUUUGUGAUUCUCAAAUGAUUUACAAUUUUUUUGCAAACCCCAACACAAAGCAUUAACACAAGAGAUACAGUAGAUUAAAAGGUGCAAUAUGUCAAAUUUCUCAUGUAAUAUUCGCCCCUUUUUUCCCCCCAAAGUGUGAGCAGCUUGUAACACAACUUACAAAAUGAGCCCUUCGCUGAAUUCCUAGGCUGCCUAUUAAAGCCUGUAGACUGAUUUUCAUGCGAAGGGCGCGAGUCGCUUUUGCCGGGAAAAUCCAAAGAAUGUGACGUUUAUGCUCCCGAGAGCUCAGUGCAUCUCUUCCGCUAUUCAACAGUGACAACUGUCUACAAAAGAGAUGGAAUCCAGCACAACACCGACUCCUACACAAUCUCUGAGUAAGCCAAAAAAAAAAAAAAAAAAAAUGGAUUACUGAAUCCCAUCUGGCUAAGCGGGAACGUGAUCAUGGUCGAGUGAAAACUAGAGUGAACAUCGGCAGGGCAUUACAUUCCUGGAGGGACAUUCGUUCUGAAUUGGCGUUCUUCUUAUUGGACAGGUAAACUUACAUAACUGCAAAGCAUGUGAAAUAUAGUCCAUAAGGAUUGAUCUGUGUCAUAUUAGCUAACUUGAUCUUGCCUGCUAACGCUGACAAAUUUCAAGCUACCAUGCUUCAUAAUUUGAUAUAAUAAUUUCAACGAUAUUCUCUUUAUAUUUAAAGUCAGGAGUACAGGAUAAAUUUAAGCAAAAACGCUGGUUUCUUAUUUGUAGUAGAACAUAUGACAUACAAAACAUACAAUAGUGCAACAGUAACUGUCUGGUAUAGUUAGUAUGUAAGCUGUAUGUGUGUAUCAGUACGCUAUGUUAGCUGAUAAGUAGUUUUAGUCUAGUCUCAAAGUUUGUAGUUAAACAAUCAUAACUGUGUAAUUUUAAUUAUGCUCCCUCAUCAGUCAGCCUGAUGUUGGUGAAUCACGUUCAGCGUCUUUGUACGUUACAUACUUGUUUUGGUCGAUGCUCGCGUGCCAUUGGAGUGUGCGCAGGAGCGCGAGCAACAGGUGCUGCUGCAGUUCAAUUAACGGCCACAGGUGUCACUAAUAACAAGGCUUUGUGAAUCUUACAUACUGCACCUUUAAGCAUGACUGUUUUUCUCUUUUCUGUGUAU
Xyrauchen texanus (razorback sucker) is the source of this 3050-nucleotide messenger RNA. RefSeq names its product GTPase IMAP family member 9-like. Gene Ontology annotation, molecular function: GTP binding. The record is from RefSeq and is a predicted model, not a curated record. Lineage: Eukaryota; Metazoa; Chordata; Actinopteri; Cypriniformes; Catostomidae. The coding region runs from base 1 to 918 and encodes 305 amino acids. The transcript is spliced from 3 exons.